Messenger RNA from Hyaloscypha bicolor E, 522 nucleotides. RefSeq lists its product as uncharacterized. Lineage: Eukaryota; Fungi; Ascomycota; Leotiomycetes; Helotiales; Hyaloscyphaceae. The record is from RefSeq and is a predicted model, not a curated record. The coding region runs from base 1 to 522 and encodes 173 amino acids. The transcript is spliced from 2 exons.
AUGGCGUCCCCCAAGAGAACCCACUCAGACAUUGGGGAUAGUCCGCCAUCGUCAAGUGUUCGCUGCUUCUGCUGCUUGGACCUCUACCCAAUGAGCACACCUCACGGCAUCCACGACGAGGCGAUCCUCCAGUUCGCAAUCCAUAUGACUCAACUCGCCUGUUCCUUCAAUUUAUCCUCAUACUCUGGCGACAACACCACAGCUUUUGUUAAGGACGCAGUGUACCUCAUCAAAUACCAGAAGUUCUUGUACGGAGAGAUUUCGGGGACGCGGUAUUUUAUGCCACUGCCAACGGAGCAAAAAUUCAUCGAAAUUGAGGAGGGACUGGUGGUGCGGAGUUUGGAGAAAGAGAAAUGGGGAUGGAGAUACUCGAUGAGACAUUUGAAGUUGAGGUGCAAUAGACACCAGGGCCCGAUUUUCGUCUGUCGGAUUGUGCAGAGGGAAGAGAUUCCGAUGGAGAAAGAUGUUCCCGCUAUCAAGAGUAUCGACCUAGAGGACAAUAUUUUUCAAUCACGGCAAUGA